Messenger RNA from Solanum lycopersicum (tomato), 1849 nucleotides. RefSeq names its product wax ester synthase/diacylglycerol acyltransferase 11. Gene Ontology annotation, molecular function: diacylglycerol O-acyltransferase activity. NCBI's taxonomy places the organism in Eukaryota, Viridiplantae, Streptophyta, Magnoliopsida, Solanales, Solanaceae. Gene Ontology annotation, biological process: triglyceride biosynthetic process. The record is from RefSeq and is a predicted model, not a curated record. Gene Ontology annotation, cellular component: plasma membrane.
AAAUACAUAAUAAGUUAGCUAAGAUUCGUACUAUUAUUCUUCUAUAUAACAAACCAAAAAAGUCACAAGACCUAAGUAUAGUACACACAUAUUACAAAAAAAUGGAGUCAUCUAUGGGUGAAGGAUUAAGAAGCAGAUCAUCAGGUCUAAAAGCAAUAGAAACAAAGAUGAAAGGGGGAAUCGAAGAGUACGAUAUGGUGACCGUGGAAGACGAGCCAUUGAGUCCAAUGGCUCGUCUUUUCCACGAUAGGAGGUUCGAUGUCCACGCUGUUGCGUUUAUGGCUAGUAAAACUCGAAUCUCACCACAACCCGUGAAGGAAAAGUUGGUGCAUACUUUGCUUAAGCAUCCUCGUUUCACUAGCUUGAUGGUUGUGGAUGAAGAAAAUUUAAUAGACAUGAAAUGGGUCCAAACAAAGAUUGACUUGGACCAACAUAUUAUAAUUGUUGAAGUAGAUGAAACUCAGCUGGUAUCACCCGAUAAGUUCGUGGAGGAUUAUAUAUAUAACCUAAGCAAAACAAGCCUCGACAGAUCAAAGCCACUUUGGGACCUUCACAUUAUCAAUGUGAAAACUCGUCAAGCAGAGUCCGUGGUUGUGUUUAGGGUUCACCAUUCUCUUGGCGAUGGCACCUCCCUUAUUUCUCUUCUACUCGCGUGCACUCGCCAAACUGCUGAUAAUCUCAAACUUCCUACCAUUCCCACCAAGAAAAGGAGGCCUACUCCUUCAGGUUAUUCAACAAAGGAAGGGUUGUGGCGAUUGUGGGGAAAAAUUUGGCUUUUCAUGGUAAUGGUUGUGAAUACUACAAUAGAUGUUUACAUGUUCAUCAUCACAAUCAUGUUCCUCAAGGACACCAAAACACCAAUCAGCGCCCCGCCUGAUUACGAGUCUAACAAAGCUAGACGAAUCGUUCAUCGUAUAAUCAGUCUAGAUGAUUUGAAGUUUGUUAAAAAUGCUAUGAAUGUUACUAUAAAUGAUGUUGCCCUAGGAUUAACACAAGCUGGUUUAUCUAAAUAUCUUAAUAGAAGAUAUGCUAUUGGUGGAAAAGACAAGGGAGCAACAGAGAGAAACAAUAAUCUUCCCAAUGGCAUUCGACUUCGAUCAUGUCUUUGUUUCAACCUAAGAUCCUCUGCAGGAAUUGAAGAUCUUGCCAAUAUGAUGGAGAAUGGAAGCAAAGGGAAGAGGGGUUGGGGAAACUGGUUCGGUUACGCGUUGUUACCGUUCAAGAUUGCACUACGAGAUAAUCCUUUAGACUACGUGAAAGAAGCUAAAGCGACAGUUGAUCGCAAGAAGCGAUCCUUUGAAGCUUUAUCCACCUUGAUCAUGGCCCAAUUACUAAUCAAGUUUCUUGGGAUCAAGGUAGCUACAGAGGUGACUUGCAAAGGAUUCUCAAAUUCAACAAUAUGUUUCACCAAUUUGGUUGGACCACAAGAGGAAAUUGGGUUCUGUGGUUACCCCAUUACUUAUUUUGCUCCAAGUGCUUAUGGCCAACCAAGUGCAUUGAUGAUCAAUUUCCAAAGCUAUAUCAAUAAGAUGAUCAUCGUCGUAUCUGUUGAUGAAAAUGCUAUACCCGAUCCACAUCAAUUGCUUGAUGAUUUUGAAGAUUCUCUUAAUCUCAUAAAGAACGCUGUCAUUGAAAAGGGGCUUGUUUAGAAUUUGAAAUGAACCGAAUUAUGACGCUAAUUGUAUUAGUAAUUCUGCAAUAUUAAGAAACUUUUUCGAAUAAUUUACCAGCACUUGUGUACUGCUGCAGUAAUUCUCUUUCCUAAUGCUUUCGACUUGAUAUUGAAGGACAUGGUGCUCUGUAAACUACAUUUUAAUUAAUGGUAUUCAUAUCAGUGUAUUACAAUUUA